AUAUAAACUUUAUUUUUCUUGAUUAAAGGGCAUUGAAUAAGUUCCAAGAGCCAGAUUCCGAUUGCAUAUUGACAAACUUCUUCCAAGAGCCAGGGUCCGAUUGCCCAAGAGCCAGAGUCCGAUUGCCCGAAAUGUAUCGGCUCUGAUCCCAGCGGUCAAUCUUUGAAGAAACCCUAAUCCUUAGCUGCUCCUUUAGUCGCUCGAAGCAAUAGAAGAUAGCUUCGCAUCAGCGAGUUGUAGGGCACUUAUCUCAAUGAUAAAGAUAAAGCUCGAGUUAAUCUCUUCCCUAGCUGCGAAUAGCCUUCAUCUUUAAACGAAGGAAAAAGUUUAUACAGAGUCUGAAUCUCUCUUUUAGAUUGAGCCAAAUAGCCUGCAAUUUUAGAAGAAACCCUAACUUUAUAUCUUCAUCUUUGAGGUUUCUUUUAAGAAACCUAAAGGGUUUAAGAAACCCUAGUCUUUUAGGGUUUAAGAAACCCUAGAUUGAUCACUUGCUUCUGGAAUCUAGGUUUUCAUAGAGCAAUUUCUCUUAAGCCCUUAAUCGAAGCGUAGAUACUUGCAGGAAUCCUUUGAUUGAUUUGGGUUCCCUCCAAAUCAGUUAAUAUCAUUUAAUUGGUUGUGGUCAAGGUUGGGAGCUAGGAAUUGGCAGAGGAGAAAUGGAAAGAGAAGUAAUAUUUAAGGAUGUAAGGAGAUAUUACUGUGAUAUUUGUGGAAUUUGCAGGUCUAAGAAGCCUCUGAUAAGAUCUCAUAUGCUCUCUGAACACAAGGAUGAAGUUAAUGAGGUCGAAAAAGAUGAAGAGGAGAUCUUGGAAAAUAAGAGACUGAAGCUGGCAUGCGAGGAUUGUGGUGCCUGUUUUCGAAAGCCAGCUUAUCUUAAACAGCAUAAGCAGGGCCAUUCAUUAGAGAGACCAUUUACUUGCCCUGUAGAUGGUUGCCAUAGCAGUUAUAGGAGGAAAGAUCACUUGACCCGACAUCUUCUUAAGCACGAGGGCAAAUUUUUUGAGUGUCCUGUGGAUAACUGUAAUCACAAAUUCACUUACCAGGGCAACGUAAAACGCCAUAUAGAAGAACAUCACAGCAAAGAGUCUCCAUCAUGUAGUGGACAGGAUCCUCUGCCACAUGUAUGUCAAGAACCUGAAUGUGGGAAGGCAUUCAAAUAUGAGUCAAAGCUUAGAAAGCAUGAAGAAUCACAUGUCAAGCUUGAUUCAGUGGAGGUAAUUUGUUGUGAUCCAGAGUGCAUGAAGCACUUCACUAACAUUGAAGCUCUCAGGGAGCAUCUGAAGUCUAACCACCGAUACGUGCUAUGUGAAGUAUGUGGGAGCCGACAGCUGAAGAAGAACAUGAAGAGGCACCUUCGUACCCAUGAUAAUAAAGUCUCCAUUGAACGAAUCAAGUGCCCUGUCCGGGGAUGCUGUCAUAUCUUUACAACCAUAUCGAACUUGAAGAAGCAUGAGAAAGCAGUUCACCUUGAGCUGCGGCCCUUUACCUGUAGAGAACCGCAUUGUGGUCGCAAGUUCCCUUACAAGCAUGUGCGUGAUAAUCAUGAGAAGUCUCAUGUUUAUAUUCAUGAUGACUUUGUGGAGUUGGACGAACAGUUCAGAUCGCGGCCUAAAGGUGGGCGUAAGCCAUUGUUUAGUGGCAUCGAAUCCCUACUGAGAAAAAGGGUGGCUCCACUUAGUCGAGCUUCUAGCCUAGAUAAUGCAUCCGAGUACUUGAGCUCGCUUCUUUCAGAGGAUGGUAGGUAGUGAGUUCACUGAUAACUCAAACUAGAGAGAGGGACCACUACUCUGAGUGGUGUUUAGGGCAUAUUCUUUUAUGCACGCAUUUUCAUGAAGAGUUUUCAGAGGCUAUGCCCUUAUGUAUGCAUUUUCAUGAAGCUUUUGCAGAGGAAUUUCGGCGAGGCAGACUAAAUGUAGUUUUAUGGAGAGUAGAUUUAGAGGGACAGAAUGCACAGGCAUGCCAUAUUCAUUUAUGUGUUUUGAGUAUUAAUGUGAAGUGGUCUCUCUGUCUCUCAAAUACAUCUUGUUCUCCU
Messenger RNA from Amborella trichopoda, 2029 nucleotides. RefSeq names its product transcription factor IIIA. NCBI's taxonomy places the organism in Eukaryota, Viridiplantae, Streptophyta, Magnoliopsida, Amborellales, Amborellaceae. The record is from RefSeq and is a predicted model, not a curated record. Gene Ontology annotation, cellular component: nucleus; nucleolus. Gene Ontology annotation, biological process: regulation of transcription by RNA polymerase II. Gene Ontology annotation, molecular function: 5S rDNA binding; DNA-binding transcription factor activity.